Euleptes europaea (tarantolino) is the source of this 1430-nucleotide messenger RNA. RefSeq names its product isthmin 1 (gene ISM1). Lineage: Eukaryota; Metazoa; Chordata; Lepidosauria; Squamata; Sphaerodactylidae. The record is from RefSeq and is a predicted model, not a curated record. Gene Ontology annotation, biological process: negative regulation of angiogenesis. Bases 1 to 1428 code for a protein of 475 amino acids. The transcript has 6 exons.
AUGGUGCGGCUGGCCGGAGAGCUGCUGCUCCUGCUCGGCCUCCUCCUGCUCAGCCUCCACAUCCCCGUCCUGCGCGGAGCACGAGGCGGCGGAGGCGGCGGAGGCGGCGGCGGCGGAGGCAGCCCGGCCCUCGGCGCCCCCGACAACCGCAGCCGGCCCCGGCAGGAGACGAUCCAUGCCGAGAGCCUGUCAUCUCCUGACUCCGGCUUCACCCUCAAUCCAGAGGACAGACGGAGCUACCCUGACCCCCAGGCGGCCCACCGCCCCUUCGCCAAGCAACGAUUCAGGCAGGAGAACGGGCAGACGUCUUUGCAAAGGGAUGGGCCUCAGUCUUUCCUUCUGGACCUCCCAAACUUCCCUGACCUCUCAAAAGCAGACAUCAAUGGGCAAAAUCCCAACAUCCAGGUGACUAUAGAAGUCGUUGAUGGGCCCGACUCUGAAUCGGAGAAGGAUCUCCGAAAGGAAAGCAGUAAACCCAGCUGGCCUGUUCCCUCGCCGGACUGGAGGAACUGGUGGCAGAGAUCAGCACCCACGGUCACCCGCAUGAGUAGCGGUGACCAGGAUUACAAGUACGACAGCACGACUGAGGACAGCAACUUCUUAAAUCCUCUUGGUGGGUGGGACAGGCACGCACCCAGUCACCGGACAUUUGAGUCAAAGGAACAACCAGAGUACGAUUAUAUAGACGGGGAGGGAGACUGGAGCUCGUGGUCCCUUUGCAGCGUCACCUGCGGCAGCGGCAACCAGAAGCGCACUAGGUCCUGUGGCUAUGCAUGCACAGCGACUGAAUCGCGGACGUGCGACCGGCCCAACUGUCCUGGGAUUGAAGACACCUUCAGAACAGCAGCUACUGAAGUGAGUUUGCUUGCGGGGAGUGAGGAGUUCAACGCCACAAAACUGUUUGAAGUGGACACAGAUAGCUGCGAGCGCUGGAUGAGCUGCAAAAGCGAAUUCUUGAAAAAGUACCUGCACAAAGUGGUCAACGACCUCCCAGCCUGCCCUUGCGCCUACCCCACCGAGGUAGCCUACAGCACCGCCGAGAUCUACGACCGGGUCAAGCGGAAGAACUUCCGCUGGAAAGACGCCAGCGGGCCGAAGGAGAAACUGGAGAUCUACAAGCCCACGGCACGCUACUGCAUCCGCUCCCUGCUCUCCCUGGAGAGCACCACACUGGCGGCGCAACACUGCUGCUAUGAUGACACCAUGCAGCUGAUCACCCGGGGGAAAGGGGCCGGGACCCCCAACCUGAUCAGCAUCGAGUUCUCUGCGGAGCUGCACUACAAGGUCGACGUGCUGCCCUGGAUCGUUUGCAAAGGGGACUGGAGCAGAUACAACGAAGCCCGGCCUCCGAACAACGGGCAGAAAUGUACAGAGAACCCUUCGGAGGAGGACUAUUACAAACAAUUUCAGGAAGCGAGGGAAUAUUGAAA